Prunus dulcis (almond) is the source of this 765-nucleotide messenger RNA. RefSeq lists its product as uncharacterized. The transcript is spliced from 3 exons. NCBI's taxonomy places the organism in Eukaryota, Viridiplantae, Streptophyta, Magnoliopsida, Rosales, Rosaceae. The coding region runs from base 228 to 512 and encodes 94 amino acids. The record is from RefSeq and is a predicted model, not a curated record.
UCUAUAUAUCUCCCCAAUCAUAUGUUAUAUAUAUGACUCUCAGCUCCCUGUGAUCUCUCAGGCCUGCUUUGCCUUUGUGUAUCUUAUAUUAAACACUGCAGUAGCUGCUAUAGCAACUCCCUCUCACUUAGUCCCAAUCAUAUUAUACUCUCUUAUCUCCCUCCCCAGUCUUUUUAUAUUUGUGUAUGUAAAAUAUUUAGAGUUGUAGCCAACUUAUUAAGAAGAUCAUGGGAGAUUCUUCAUCAUCCUCAUAUAUACACAUGGUGCAGCACCUGAUAGAGAAGUGCCUGAUCUACCACAUGAGUAAAGAAGAGUGCAUGGAAGCUCUGUCUAAGCAUGCAAACAUCGAGCCUGUCAUCACCUCCACCGUUUGGAAUGAACUGGAGAAAGUGAACAAGGAGUUCUUCGAGGCGUAUGCACAGUCUCAAAACAAAGGAGAUCGAAUGUCAGAGGAAGAGACAAGCCAAUUGAUCCAAAAGAUGAUAUCGGAUUCCAAAGAUUCCGACGACUAGUUAUAACAUGCCAUGCCAUGGAUCGAAAGCGAUCUUGCCUUGGCUUCUGGUUGGUAGCUUCAGAUAUAUAUGCAGCCAAACUACAAUAGGCAAUAAGAUCGAUAGAUCAUCGUCUUAUUAUCCGGUCCCAUGCACAUACAUAUUUAACUUUUAUGUUUAUGGUAUUAUAUGAAAAUGAAUAAUACGAAAGAGCAUGGACUCUAGCUAUAUGUUAUAUUUCGUGGUCUCUUUUUUCAAAUAAAAGUUUUAAUUU